Molecule: messenger RNA, 1324 nt
Organism: Manihot esculenta (cassava)
Lineage: Eukaryota; Viridiplantae; Streptophyta; Magnoliopsida; Malpighiales; Euphorbiaceae
Product: transport and Golgi organization protein 2 homolog
Exons: 6
Coding region: 356-1156 (266 amino acids)
Source: RefSeq, a predicted model, not a curated record
CGGCUAUAAGAUCCAUUGUCUAUGGUUGCAUCAGCAACGUUUCUUCAGUUCCGUGGGUCAAGAGCAAAACAUCAAAUAGCUAUCUGCCAGUGUUGUGCGCCUUGCCAAUUGGUUCGAUUCCAUGGUCUCUUCACCUCGCUAACGUUGUUUAUGUGUUCCAGUUAUAUACCUUGUUAUCUCCUGGUGUUGUAAGAGUUGCGACUUAGUUAUGGUCAGAGCAUAGUUGUUCUUCAACUUUAUGAAUGCUUCAACUGCUGGGUGUACCUGCUAAUAUGCCUUUUCUCAGUUGAAGUGUCCUCUGAUAAUACAUGCCAAAAGUGUUCAAUAGGAUCUUUGUGUAAAAUUAACAAACAGUAUGUGCAUAGCAUUGUUUCUGUGGCAAGCUCAUCCUCUUUACCCAUUCCUCUUGCUACUCAACAGAGAUGAAUACCACAGCCGGCCAACCAAGCGUCUGACUUGGUGGGGAACUGGAGAUCAGAUUCUGGGUGGGAGAGAUGAGCAGGCAGGUGGGACAUGGUUGGCUUGCACCAGAGAUGGUAAGAUUGCUUUUAUCACUAAUGUGAGGGAACUCAAAUCAAACCCUACGGCCAAAAGCAGAGGAGACCUUCCUGUUCGUUUCUUGGAGAGCAACAAGAAUCCCAAGGAGUUUGCUGAGGAUCUUGCCAAAGAGGCAGACGAGUAUAGCGGUUUUAACCUAAUACUUGCUGAUAUCUGUUUGAAAUCCAUGGUUUACGUAACCAGUAGACCAAAAGCAGAAAACACUUUUAUCACAGAUGUACAACCUGGAUUGCAUGUGUUAUCAAAUGCAAGCCUAGACUCCCCUUGGCCUAAGGCUGAACGAUUGCGCCAUAAUUUUAAAGAUUUUUUAGAUAAAUAUGGUGAAAGAGAGCUUCCUAUGAAAGAGAUGGUUGAAAUACUAAUGACAAACACUGUUAAAGAUGAUGAGAGCAUGUUACCAAAAAUUUAUUCUGCUGAGUUUGAAUACCAGUUGAGUUCCAUAUUUGUGGACACAGACACUCCGUUGGGACGAUAUGGAACAAGAAGCACCUCCGUGUUGUCCAUAAAAUCAUGUGGGGAGGUCAAAUUCUAUGAAAGGUUUCUUGAGAAUGAAAAGUGGCAAGAGCACACAGAGAGCUUUCAAAUAGAGCGCAUGUAAGAGAUUCCCUCUGCCUAAUCUUUUAGAGUUUUGUGAAAGCAAGUGGCCUGUUCAUCUAAUCUAUAAGUACGAAUGAAAAAACAUUGCAGGCUGAUGUUUUUUUCUUUUAUUUUUUUUAAAUAUAUAUGUAUAUAAUAGUUCUUCAAAUAAAGGAAAUAAACUUCUGUA